AUGGACACAGAUGAAUACCAAUACCCCAAAAGAACCAAGAAAUUCAGAACUAACUUCAUAAAGUUACUGGAACAAAAAGCGGCAGCUACCAUACAAACUGACAAUAGAUUCGAAGCAAUUAGCGAAUCAGAAAGUGAGACAGAGAUUGAAACUUCAACAAACAAAGUAAAAGAUGGAAGCACUGAUAACCACUCCAACCUAACAAAGGACCUUAAAGGCAUCAUUAAGGGUAAAUACUCGGUAAAGUACACCAACGCAACAACCAUCAUAUUUACUGAAAACGAGGAAGACUACAACACGCUACUCGGAAGUAUAAAAGAAGCAGAAAUCCCGCAUCACACUUAUACAAGUAAGGCUGACAAAACCCAUGCCUUUGUGCUGCGAGGAAUGGCAAAUGGCACUGAAAAACAGGACAUUGUAGAAGACCUGAGGGAAACAUAUGAAAUUAAAACAAAAGAAAUCUACCUAAUGUCCACAAAGUACAGACCUCUCUACCUUGUAGUGACCGAUCCUGCAAUUACACUUGAGUAUCUCAAUAAAAAUGUCAGGGUUAUUGAGAAUACCAAGAUAUCCUGGGAAAUCCGCAAAUCGAUCAAAACCAUAAUCCAGUGCCACAGAUGUCAGGCCUGCAAACUGUGGCCGCCCCCCAAGGUGCUUAAAAUGUGCAGGAGACCACCUAACCACCACCUUCAUCAAAUCCCGCGAUACACCCGCCACGUGCGCCAACUGCCACGAGGAACACUCGGCAAACUACACGAAGUGUGA
Psylliodes chrysocephalus is the source of this 765-nucleotide messenger RNA. NCBI's taxonomy places the organism in Eukaryota, Metazoa, Arthropoda, Insecta, Coleoptera, Chrysomelidae. The record is from the annotation of a GenBank genome assembly.